Messenger RNA from Notothenia coriiceps (black rockcod), 1175 nucleotides. RefSeq names its product protein FAM133-like. Lineage: Eukaryota; Metazoa; Chordata; Actinopteri; Perciformes; Nototheniidae. The transcript is spliced from 10 exons. Bases 176 to 1174 code for a protein of 332 amino acids. The record is from RefSeq and is a predicted model, not a curated record. Gene Ontology annotation, molecular function: protein binding.
GGUGUAGGCUGUUGGAGGCUGGUAGCAGCCUCUAAUGUUAAAGGCAGGGAAAAAAGUGCCCGUAUCAAACGCGGAAAGGGGAAGAAAACAGUCAGGACCAAACUGUACAUUUUACCUUCAACGAUAAAUACCUUCAGACACAGUCGCGGGAAAAUACUUCAAAGACACUAUCACCAUGCCAAAAAAGAAAGACAUUGUUAGAGGUGCUCCUGUAUCUCGAAUCCGAGAAAACUCAAGACUCAUGCACACUCAUGAAACUAUGGUGGAUUUCAUCAAUGGACGCCAUCCUGGAGACUCAAUUUUAGAUGUUCUCGCCUCUGGCUUAUUAGGUUUAGAUUUUUUAAGGACGUUUGAGGGAGAUUUGGACGAUGACAUCAUAUAUACUGAUGAUGACGAUGAUGAAGAUGAUGAUCGCUUUUAUACACCCACUGUUUCACACAGAUCUUUAGAACCACAUCCACGAAUUAAGCAACUCAGUGAAGAGGAGGCUGAUAAACAUGCAAAGGAAUUGUUAGAAGACGAGGAAAAGCGUAAGGAAAAAACUGAGAGGAACAAGCGUAAGAAAUUGCGUAAAAAACAAAAGAAACGGUUAGAAAAGGAAAAUGCAGUUAAAGACAAUUUACCUGAGGAAGAACAAGGGAAGUCAGACUCCUCAGAAAAUCCGAAAGACAAUCCUGUUUAUGAAAAUAAUGCAGAAGCAAGAGAAUCUCCUGAACCUGAUGCGACACACAAUGGCACUGUGGCGGCUGGAUAUGAAGAGAACAGUUGUAAUAAUGAAGAGGAAAAUCUCGAGGAGACGAUUACAAAAGAAGAAAAAAAGCAAAUGGAUUUCAAUAUAAAUAAUUCCCACGCUUCUACGACAAAAUCGGCGCCCGAGGUAUUGUGUAAUGAGAGGCCUGCCAGAGAGAGAAAAAAGAAAAACACUAAAUUACCUGAAGUUCAGCCAUCUGAGGAGGAACAAACUAAAAUGGUGGCACAACCUGAAGUUCAAGAGGAGGAGGAGAAAUAUGAACCACAUACAGAGAAACAAAUGGAUCCUAUUGCAGAAGAGUUAGCAAAAAGGAGCAGAGAGCUUGCUGGUAUGGGAAAUCGUAUGGCUGCCUCCAGUCAGUACGAGAUGGCCGUGAAAUGCUUUACAGAUGCCAUUAAAUACAACCCAAAGGAAUUUAAGUAAG